AUGAAUCUGAUCACAUACAACAUUAAGGGUUGUGGAACCUCAAUUAAGAGGCAAAUGGUAUGUCAAUUGAUUCUAGGUGGUAAUGUUGAUGUUUAUUUCAUCCAAGAGUCAAAAAUCCAAAACAUGACUGAUUCGUUGGUGAAAAUCAUUUGGGGUAAAUAUGACUAUGGUUGGUCUUCUGUGGAGGUUAUAGGUCGUUCUAGAGGCAUUCUAACUAUUUGGAUGAGGCACAAAUUUUGCUCUAAUUUCAGUUUCAAAGGAAAAGGGUAUUUGGGGGUGAAUGGCUUGUGGAAAGGAACAAAUUGUUACAUUGUCAAUGUAUACUCCUCAUGUAACAAUGUGGAAAAGAGAAGGCUUUGGUCUAAGCUUGUUCAGUUGAAGAAUAAUUUUCCAAAAGGGGAAUGGGAAGUAGGGGGACUUCAAUGCCAUCAAGCAGGAGGAUGA
Lathyrus sativus (Indian pea) is the source of this 444-nucleotide messenger RNA. NCBI's taxonomy places the organism in Eukaryota, Viridiplantae, Streptophyta, Magnoliopsida, Fabales, Fabaceae. The record is from the annotation of a GenBank genome assembly.